Homarus americanus (American lobster) is the source of this 893-nucleotide messenger RNA. RefSeq names its product membrane frizzled-related protein-like. The transcript is spliced from 6 exons. Lineage: Eukaryota; Metazoa; Arthropoda; Malacostraca; Decapoda; Nephropidae. The record is from RefSeq and is a predicted model, not a curated record. The coding region runs from base 103 to 723 and encodes 206 amino acids.
GGCGUCUACCAAGAUGAGGUGAACAACUACCAGACUCACGUAGAGUCCACCACCACCCAGAUUAACGCUGUAGAUACUGCCCAGAAUAACAGUAUAGAAGAAAUGAAGGAAGAGUUGAGGAGGCUGCAGGACGUGCACGAGGAGGAGGUGAACAGCCUUAAGUCUCACAUCAACGCCCUUAGCACCCUCAUUAACAACAGUGUAGAGACUAUAAAUGAAGUAUUAGCGAGCAGGAUUGAUCACCAGCAGGAGGAGGCCAGCUCGAGCAGGUCACAGAUCAACUCUCUCACCACCCAGAUGAGAUCCAUGGAGAGGAAGGUUGAGCUAAACAGUGCGCUGCUAGUAAACGAAACCAACAUUACUUCAGUAUCAACCUGCACUGGUGAUAAAGUACUGACGAAGCCGUCUGGUUACUUAGCGGUGGUGGACAGCGGUCUGUACCCUACAUCCGAAGACUGUGGUUGGGAAGUGAAACUACCAGAAGAUAAUGACAUUUCCUUAGAAUGGUUGUUCAUGUCAGUGGAGGAACAAGCAACGUGUGUAUUUGACUACGUUACGGUGGAGAAUCUGAACGAGCCUGGUCAACUCUUAUAUGGAGGCAAGAUAUGUGGGAGUUCACUUCCAGCCAUGAUGAAAACAGGGAGUAAUCACCUGAGAAUUAGCUUCCACUCGGAUGGCUCCUACGUCUUCAGGGGGUUCAAGCUUUUCUACCAUGCAGAGUGAAUUAAGGUGUGUGCUGGUAUAGUGCUCAGCCACCAACGAUAUGUGCGUUACUUAAGGUGUGUGCUGGUGUAGUGCUCAGCCACCAACGAUAAGUGCGGUAAUUAAGGUGUGUGCUGGUGUAGUGCUCAGCCACCAACGAUACGUGUGUUAAUUAACGUGUGUGCAGGUGU